This is a messenger RNA of Panicum virgatum (switchgrass), 2145 nucleotides long. Its product is annotated as pentatricopeptide repeat-containing protein At3g02490, mitochondrial-like. The transcript has a single exon. Gene Ontology annotation, biological process: RNA splicing. Gene Ontology annotation, molecular function: protein binding. Bases 63 to 1865 code for a protein of 600 amino acids. Lineage: Eukaryota; Viridiplantae; Streptophyta; Magnoliopsida; Poales; Poaceae. The record is from RefSeq and is a predicted model, not a curated record.
CAUUUCCAAACCCCUCCCUUCCGUUCCGCCUCCCUUUCCCCUCGCUCCUCCUCGCCGCCGCCAUGCUCCGCGCCGCCCUCACCUCCGGCGGCGGCCGCCUCGCCGCCAUCCUCCCCCGACACCAUGCCCGCCUCCUCUCCUCAUCCUCCACCAUCGCCGCCCUCUUCUCCGAUCCCACCCCUCCCGCGGACCCCGCCGCCGCGAUCCAGUCCGCCGGCGUCGAUCUCUCCCACCCGGACACCGUCCCCGCGCUCCUCCUCGACCCGGGGCUCGCGGGAAACUACCCCGCGGCCUCCCGCUUCUUCUCUUGGGCCGCCUCCGACCCCGCCGCCAAGGCCGCGCUCAACUCGCGGUCCUUCAACUCCAUGCUCCAGCUCGCCGCCGCGCACGGCGACGCCGACCGCUUCUGGUCUCUCGUCGCCUCCAUGCGGUCUAGGGGCUACGGGAUCUCCAAGCCCGCCUUCCGGGCCGCCUCCGAGAGCUUCCGGGCCAAGGACAUGGCCAGGGACGCCGACCUGCUGCAGGAGGCAUUCGCCGCGCACGGCAGGAACGCGGCGGCGGCCGAGGUAUGCAAGAUUCUACGGGCGCCGGGCAAGGAUGACACCCAGAAGCUAGCCAUGCUGAGUGAAUCGAGUGUUGAGGUGACUGAUGAGCUGGUGGCAUUAGUGGUGGAGAAGGUCGGGCAGUUCCCGCAGCAGGCGAUGGUGUUCUUCCGGUGGGUGGAGCAGACAGCUGGAGCUGGGAUAAGUUGGGGCAAGGUUUACAAUGCGAUGGCCAAGGUUCUCGGCCGUGAGGAUCGCAUCGAGGAGUUCCGGGAGGUCCUGCGGAAGAUGAGGGGCAAGGGGCUUGAGAUGGAUCGAGAUGUGUAUGUUACUGUCACCGACAGGUUCCUCAAGAGGAAGAUGGUUGAGGAUAUUGUGGACCUGUUCCAAUUCAUGACAAGCAGACCGGAGAAGCUCUUGAGGGAUGAUUUCAUAUUCUUGCUGAAGAAGGUCCUAGUGACUGGUGACUUGGAUCUCAAGUUGGUGACGAGAGUCUUGCGGUACUAUCGCCAUGUGGGCAGCAAGGUCAAAGACUCAGCUUUUGAUUCUGUUCUCAAGUCGUUGAGGAGUGUAGGGAGGCUUGGGGAGAGUGGCAGAGUUCUGAAGGCGAUGCAGGAAGGUGGUUUCGAACCGGAUAGUACUGAUCAUGAAAAGGCUGUUCUUGCAAUGUGUGAUGCUGGCAAUCUGGAAGAAGCACGGAAUUAUUUGACUGGUGUGGAAGAGUCAGGGCAUAAGUUGGGUCCAAAGAUAUGGCCUUGUUUAGUUCAGAAGUAUUCUCUUGGUGAAAAUGUGGAUACAGCAGUGUCGUGCUUCCAUGAAAUGCUGGAAAAAAGCGGCAGCGAGAAUGUGGGUUCUACUCUUGAGGUGCUGGUUUCUGGAUUGCACAAGAAGAAAGGGGCGAAGGAAGCAUUCAAAGUUCUGAAGAACAUGGUAACAGAGAAGGCUGUGGUUCCUUGGCAAACUACCUACAAGUAUUUGAUCCACAAGUUAAUCCGCCAAGGACAUCUGAAACCAGCUUUUGAAGUGCUAGGUUUAAUGAAAAGCCAUGGUUAUCCACCUUUCGUUGAUCCUUUUAUCCCUCAUAUUUCAAAAUCUGGGACUGUGGAUGAUGCCUUGGGUUUUCUGAAUGCAACAUCUUUGAGGGGGUUGCCGUCAAGAAUAGUUUAUGUGCGCUUAUUUCAAGCUUUGUUCAAAGAAGAGAGGCAUGAAGUUGCCCAACAGCUGCUUUCCCAGUCUCCUGCUGGCAUCCAAAACCAUGCAGAUAUUCGUGAUAUUUUCAAUAAGCUGGAAGAACCUGUUGCAGCGGCCUUGGCAGAGGGUUGAUACGUGGCUAAAUUGAGUUUUUGAUGCCCACAUUUGGAUGGCAAGCUGAUACCAGAAACUUUAGAUGAAAUGCUUGCACUAUUUCCAAAGAAAUAAGUUACAUUAUUUUCUUUAGUUUCUUUCUGUUUCAGCCACAUAUUUCCAUGCCUUAAACUGGCAGGGCCGUAUGAAUCAAUAGCUGUUGUCUUUGUACUGCUUUGUUACUGGAAGAUGCAAAAGAUUGGUUCUUAUCUUUCAGGAUCGGCUACAACAUGAAACAUCUUGUGAUAUAUUUUGACUA